GUUUUUAAAAAAAUUAACACUGUCGACUGAUACUCGAAACUUUGAAUAUAUGAAAGUGGAGGACGAGUUAAGAGCCAUGCAAAAACUCUACGCUGAGACACCCAUAAGUAGUUCGGGGAUGGCAGUGAACCCGAACAACAACAAUAAUAACAACAACAACCCAAAUGCAAAUAAUGGAAACUUAAGUCCAAUGACACCAUCAUAUACAAUGAAUACAAUGGGUAUGACGGGAAUGCCUUCAGUGUCUCCACAAGGAAACGGAGCAGGCUCAUUUGGUGGUGGAAAUGGAGCACUCUCAGCAUCAAAUAUGAGCGCUAUGAAUUCAGCAAUGAACGCCAUGAAUGGAAAUUGUAUAACCUCAACUCCGAUAGGAUAUGGAUCUAUGGGAUCACCGCUUGGUAAUAUGGGUUCAUGUAUGGCUUCAGGAAUGGGUACUAUGGCAUCAAUGUCUCAAUAUACAUCAAUGGGAAGUCGUGAUCUCACUGAGCCUGGUUCUCCAAAUUCAGCAAUAUUACAACGAGCUCGAGCGGAAAAACCGACAACGUAUAGACGAAGUUAUACUCAUGCGAAACCACCAUACAGUUAUAUUAGCCUAAUCACUAUGGCCAUUCAAAAUAAUCCUCAUAAAAUGUUGACAUUAGCUGAAAUUUAUCAAUUCAUUAUGGAUUUAUUUCCAUUCUAUCGUCAAAAUCAACAGAGAUGGCAAAAUUCUAUUCGUCAUUCACUAAGUUUUAAUGAUUGCUUUGUAAAAGUUCCACGAACGCCGGAUAAGCCAGGAAAGGGAUCUUUUUGGACAUUACACCCAGACUCUGGAAACAUGUUUGAAAAUGGUUGCUAUUUAAGACGUCAAAAAAGAUUCAAAGAUGAAAAGAAAGAAGCAAUUAGACAAUUACAUAAGAGUCCAUCAAGUAGCAUUGAUAAUCACAGUCCACAAGGCAAAAAGGAUUUACAUGAAGAACAUCACCAUCAUCGAGAUCAUCAUAAGGGUAUACCUGAUGCACACAUGCUGAAUUCUGUACAUGGUAAAGAUGCAGAUACAUUAGCUAUGCUUCAUGCUACCGCAGAUUUAUGCUUAGCUCAACAAUCUCAUUCACAUUCACAGCAUGGUACGCAUCACCAUCAUCAGCAAUUACAACAAGAGGAUAUUGCUUCUAUGGUCAAUAGAUGCCAUCCAUCAUUACUCGGUGAUUAUCAUUCAAUGCAUCAUUUAAAACAGGAACCAAGUGGUCAUUAUACGCCAUCAAAUCAUCCAUUUUCAAUAACACGACUUUUACCUACCGAGUCUAAAGCAGAUAUUAAAAUGUAUGAAAUGAGUCAAUACGCCAGCUAUAAUGGAAUUAGUCCUUUACCAAACUCACAUGCUGCCGCCGCACUAGGUCAAGAUUCCUAUUAUCAAAGUUUAGGAUAUCAUCCAUCAGCUGGUACAACAAGCUUGUGACAUCAAUAUCCAAUCGCUUAGUAACAACAACAGCAGCAUUUCCAACAAAACCAUCAAAUGCACCAGCAACAACAACAGCAACAAAAUAUUACUCAACAAUAUCGAAACACUCAGCAACUAUUUCAUCAACAAUAUGUAAAAUAUAAAAAUAUCCAAAAUCACUGAUAUCUAAACAAAAACUCCAGCAGUAAAUUUGAUUAGA
Chironomus riparius is the source of this 1640-nucleotide messenger RNA. NCBI's taxonomy places the organism in Eukaryota, Metazoa, Arthropoda, Insecta, Diptera, Chironomidae. The record is from the annotation of a GenBank genome assembly.